Messenger RNA from Colletotrichum tamarilloi, 1632 nucleotides. RefSeq lists its product as uncharacterized. NCBI's taxonomy places the organism in Eukaryota, Fungi, Ascomycota, Sordariomycetes, Glomerellales, Glomerellaceae. The transcript is spliced from 9 exons. The coding region runs from base 1 to 1632 and encodes 543 amino acids. The record is from RefSeq and is a predicted model, not a curated record.
AUGAAGUCGAUCGUGGCUUUGAGCCUAACUAUGUCUUUAUGGCCUAUGGCCAUAUUUGCUGACCCAAGUUUCUUCUUCUUCACAAACCAAUCUGGCACAGUCUUCGAUGGCAUCUCGUCCGGAUGCAACUUGGCACUAUCAGCCCCUGUUCCGGAAUGCCCCCGAGAACUCUUGAACCUCCUCGGAGGUGGUAGCUACCACACGGUACUCAAUGAGACUGUCAUGGGCGUUCUUUGCAGAUCUGAGUGUUCUCCAGCAUUGGCCACUUACAGGAGCAACGUCGUUUCUCAGUGCGCCAAAGAUCCUCAACCUAGGAGUGGCUAUCCGCCGACCUACUGGGUUGAUUCUGUCACUGCUGUCAGAACGCAGAUGUGUCUGAAAGACUCUAAGACCGGAGAGUACUGCACUCAAUACCUCGAGCGAGUACUCGGCGAUGCCGCAAGCCCAGCGGACCUGCUCGGCGGGUACUCCACUGCUCAACUCUGCUCCGAGUGUCUGGUCAACCUAUUCCGCCAUCAACAAUCGACCCCGUACUCAAACUAUGACCCCGAAAUGGCUCAAGCGUGGGCCGCCAUUCAGUCAAAGUGCAGUCUCAGUCUUCCAACAGCAACUCAAACGUUGAAGACAAAUGUCACGUCGCUUGGCAACUAUGCUCCGCCUGGUUAUGCCACUGCAGUCUGCGUUGCAGGCCGCACGUACACGGUGGCUGCUGGUGACAACUGCAUAGAUAUCUCAAAGAAGAGCGCCGUUUCGACGGGCUCGUUGAUUACGCUAAACAGCCUGCGGAUGGACUGCACGAACAUCUUUGCCGGUCAAAUUCUCUGCCUUCCACCUACUUGUACUAGCUAUGUGGUCCAAGGCGGCGACAACUGUUUGAAGGUCGCCUCGCAGUUCAACACUACCUACCAGCAAGUAAUCGCUUGGAAUCCAACCGUCGAUAGCUACUGCACCAACUUGAUCGCAGGCCAAAAUAUCUGCGUUGGGCCUCCUGGUGGUGUUCUCAACUUCACGACGAUCCCAGGUGCGACCGUAACUAAGACUGCGAUCUACGCAACCGCUACGGCUGAUAGACCAGCGCCUGUCGCGAGCGGAACCACGACCAAGUGCGGCAAGUACUACAAGGUCCAACUGGGCGACUACUGUGAGCUUGUGGCUUUGAACCAGACAGUUUCGCUGGAUCUAUUCCGCGCGAUAAAUCCCCAGAUCAACAGUGGGUGCACUAAUUUACAGGCCAAUGUGUUCUAUUGCGUACUGCCCACCCAAGACUGGAACACCACAGCGACUUCAACAACCGUGCCGGCUCCAACAACCACACCUCCCGGAACCACGGACAAGUGCUAUCAGUGGUAUGUGAUCCAGUCCGGAGACUAUUGCGCCAAAGUCCAGGACAAAUUUGCGAUUUCUUUCGAACAAUUUCGUGCAUGGAACCCUGCAAUCGCAAAUGACUGCUCCAAUCUGCAGCUGGGGGUGGCCUACUGUGUCCAGGGUGCUGCUUCGCUCACAGCACGAGCGACGACAAAUGCCGGCAGCCAGUCCGACCCUGACCAGGUCGCUCAUUAUCGGAGGAAUGGAGUCGGACCCAUUGAGACGGGAGUGCCUGAAUCUGAGGCGGGAGGCGUUGCUAUCGGAUGA